Heterobilharzia americana is the source of this 617-nucleotide messenger RNA. The record is from the annotation of a GenBank genome assembly. NCBI's taxonomy places the organism in Eukaryota, Metazoa, Platyhelminthes, Trematoda, Strigeidida, Schistosomatidae.
AGAAUACUAUGGCUGAAGUCACUCAGCGUCAGGUCGAUCGUUUGGUAGAUGAACUAGGACCCCACUUAGAUACAGAAGAACACCGUGUAUGGCUUGGUUCGAAGGUGUAUGAGUGGUUUCUGAAGGCUCGACCCGAAUACAUUUGCAAAUUUUCACGACUUCAAGGUCUUGACGAAAGUAACGUCGCACAAUCGGAAGGAAUCAAGUACUACGCGAAAACUCUGGUUGACGCAUUAGUCCCCAUAGUCCUGGCAGCAGCCAACAAAAGUGAGCUGGACAAGCUAUGUUUAAAUGAAGCUGUUUAUCACAGAACCCGUCAGGUCACAGAAGAAACUUUCAAGGAUUCGUUGCCAGUAUUUCUGGACAUUUUCGACUAUUAUUUAGAAGAUUCGGAGAACAAGGAAACAAUGAAGCGAAUACUGAGUUACGUGUUCUCAUCAAUUGGUUCUCAGAUAUAGACAAGGGGCAGGAGACCACACAAAAAAUGGAAUUUCGCAGAGCUGGAAUUGAACAAGUUGAUACAAAUCAAGUUAACGUAUUAGUCAUGUUAAUAAAUCUAUUCCUGAGGUAUUUUUACUUAGCUUGAAAAAUCUGUCAUGCAAUAAACAGUUUCAAAU